Aspergillus steynii IBT 23096 is the source of this 537-nucleotide messenger RNA. RefSeq lists its product as uncharacterized. The annotation marks the transcript as partial. The record is from RefSeq and is a predicted model, not a curated record. The transcript has 2 exons. NCBI's taxonomy places the organism in Eukaryota, Fungi, Ascomycota, Eurotiomycetes, Eurotiales, Aspergillaceae.
CAGUCAUACUCCGCAACCCUGAAGGCGCUGCAAGCCAGCAACGACAAACUGCAGCAGAAGAUGACCCUGCUGCGAUCCAGCACGCUGCGGCUUGAGCUCGACCUGAUGAAGCUGCAGCGCCACGUGCGAUCCUUCGACAAAGAGCUCCUGGUGACCUGGCAGGCUGACACGCUGACCCGCCUGAUCGAGGUCAUCUACGAGCGCCACCGAUGGAAGAUGCCCGGCGGGAUUGGCAUUGGCGACCACCAGGGAGUGAGCCGGGAGACUCUGUCGACGCUCUAUGAAGUGGCCGCGCGCAAGAUCAAGAAGGAGACGCUGAAGAGGCGGUUCGGGCUGGGGGUCCAUUACUAUGAUGCGCUACAGAAGUACGACGAGAUUGUCCAGUUUCGCAGCAUCGAUCCGUACAAGUCGGAAUGUCUGUUUGCGCAGUGGCUGGUGACGGAGAAGGAGAGACGUCCGGGUCUCUAUCAGUUCUGGGGGAGGUUGUUUCCAUUGUGCUAUGGUCGGACGGUGGAGGAGACUGCGGCGAUGUUCUGA